AGAGAAAGCAAAGAAGAAAGAAGAAAAAAAGAAAGAGUCUGAAAGGUGAAAAAUCUUUAAGCUGGGAAUCAAGUUUUAAUUUUUGUGGUUGAAUUUAUAUUCUGUUUUGUGUGUGUGUCUGUGAUUCGUAUGUUUGCUGCCCCUGCGUUUUAGGCUUGAAAUUUAUUGCCAAUUUUUUAUUUUGUUUCUCAUAUUUUUGUGUUUGCAAAUUAAAAAAAAAAAUCAAAAACAAAACUGAACUCAGCUCCAAAAACUGGAGAAGUGGGGGCAGCGGCUGAGCAGCUGAGACAGUGCAAGGCAACAGUAGCAACAACAACAACAGCAACAACAAGAAUAAGCUACAUUCUAGAAUUACAAUAACAACAACAACAAAACAAGCAAAAUUACACAACUUCCAUGUGAAGCAAGGAGACGGAGAGACUGAGACAGUGCGAGGGAGACAGAGAGAACGAAAGAGAGGAGUAACAAUUGUCAAAAGGCGCAGCCAAGCAUUGACAUUGCCAGAUAUAUAUAUACAUAUAAAUAUAUAUAUUUAUAUAUGUAUAUGUAUGUAUGCAUUUAGAUGAUCACAACGACAGCUCGACACAUGGCUCCAACGACCAGCACCAGUCCCAGCCCCAAUACCAGUUCCCCCAAGCCACCCAAACUGGCCAAAUUCAAAUCCUCCUCCCUGGAUCAUGAGAUUUAUACGGCAAAUCGUCGUGGGACGAUAGCCACAGCGGCCAGUGAUUGGAAGUCGUUGCGUGGUAAUCCCAUGACCUCGCCCAAUGGAAGAUCCUCACUCAAUUUGGGAAUGGGCGGAGGCGGCGGCAGUUUGUUGGGUCCAUCUAUGACCAGAGCUGCCUCCACAUCGUCAUUGGCCAGCAGUACACGCACCAUGACUAACUAUCAGGAGUACAAAAUGGAAAUUAUUAAUCAGGGCAAAUGCCUUUGUGGUCAAUAUAUACGGGCAAGAUUACGCCGUGCCGGUGUCCUCAAUCGGAAGGUGAUACAAAGACUACGAAAUAUCCUAGAGCCCUCCUCGCAUGUGGUCUAUGAAGUUUUUCCGGCCCUCAAUAGUAUGGGCGAGGAACUGGAGCGCAUGCAUCCGCGUGUCUACACAAAUAUCUCCAGGCAAUUGUCACGAGCUCCAUUCGGCGAACUGGAGGACAGUGAUAUGGCCCCUAUGCUGCUAAAUCUGGUGGCCAAAGACCUAUUCCGGUCGAGCAUAACGUGGGGCAAAAUCAUUUCCAUAUUUGCCGUCUGUGGUGGCUUUGCCAUCGAUUGCGUGCGUCAGGGUCACUACGAUUAUUUGCAGUGUCUAGUGGAUGGUCUGGCCGAGAUAAUUGAAGAUGAUUUGGUCUAUUGGCUAAUAGAUAAUGGCGGCUGGUUGGGCUUACAGCAGCACAUACGACCUCGGAUCGGUGAAUUCACAUUUCUCGGAUGGCUGACAUUAUUCGUUACCAUCUCGGCAGGAGCCUACAUGGUCUCGAAUGUCUGCAAACGCAUUGGCUGUCAGUUGUAUUCGUUGUUGUUUUAGUUUUUCUUAUUCUUUCACGAAAGCCUACACAUAGUUUUUAGUUUGCAUACUCGUGAAUCAUUCCUGAAGA
Drosophila willistoni is the source of this 1589-nucleotide messenger RNA. RefSeq names its product bcl-2-related ovarian killer protein homolog B (gene Debcl). Gene Ontology annotation, cellular component: mitochondrial outer membrane. Gene Ontology annotation, molecular function: protein heterodimerization activity; protein homodimerization activity. The record is from RefSeq and is a predicted model, not a curated record. The transcript has 3 exons. Bases 563 to 1519 code for a protein of 318 amino acids. Gene Ontology annotation, biological process: regulation of apoptotic process; intrinsic apoptotic signaling pathway in response to DNA damage; extrinsic apoptotic signaling pathway in absence of ligand. NCBI's taxonomy places the organism in Eukaryota, Metazoa, Arthropoda, Insecta, Diptera, Drosophilidae.